GAAGUGCCCGGACAACAUGACCAUUUUCAACCAGGAAAAUGUUGAGGAAUUUUAUGAAAUUGGAGACGAGCUGGGGAGCGGUCAGUUCGCUGUGGUCAGAAGAUGUAGGCACAGGAGUGCAGGUGUGGAGUAUGCCGCCAAAUACAUCAAGAAGCGGCGCAGCAAAUCAAGUCGACGAGGGGUGACGAGAGAGGACAUCGAGCGCGAGGUGAACAUCCUGAAGGAGAUCCAGCACCCAAACAUCAUCACGCUGCACGAAGUCUUUGAAAACAAGGCUGAGGUCAUCCUGAUCCUGGAGCUUGUGGCCGGCGGUGAGCUCUUCGACUUCCUGGCAGAGAAGGAGUCGCUGAGCGAGGAAGAAGCCACUCAGUUCCUCAAGCAGAUCCUGGAUGGAGUCUUCUACCUGCACUCCAAACAAAUCGCUCACUUUGACCUGAAGCCGGAGAACAUCAUGCUGCUGAACCGCUCAGUGCCUCACCCGCGCAUCAAGAUCAUUGACUUUGGCCUGGCCCACAAGAUAGAUUUUGGCAACGAUUUUAAAAACAUUUUUGGAACUCCAGAAUUUGUAGCUCCAGAAGUAGUCAACUAUGAACCUUUGGGCCUGGAGGCGGACAUGUGGAGUGUUGGUGUGAUAACCUACAUUCUUUUGAGUGGUGCGUCUCCUUUCCUGGGCGACAACAAACAGGAGACGCUGGCCAAUGUGUCAGCCGUCGACUACACAUUUGACGAGGAGUUCUUCAGUAACACCAGCGUCCUGGCCAAAGACUUCAUAGCAAAGCUCCUCGUCAAAGACCCCAAGAAGAGAAUGACCAUUCAGGACAGCCUCCAGCACCCCUGGAUCAAGCCAAAAGACACUCAACAAGCGCUGAGCAGAAAGGAGUCGGCUGUCAACAUGGAAAAGUUCAAGAAGUUUGCAGCUCGAAGAAAAUGGAAACAAUCCGUCCGACUUAUCUCCUUAUGCAACCGUCUGUCCCGCUCCUUCCUGUCCAGAAGCAACAUAAGCGUGGCACGCAGCGACGACACGCUGGAUGAGGAAGACUCCUUUGUGAUGAAGGCCAUCAUCCACGCCAUAAACGACGACAAUGUGCCUGGUCUGCAGCAUCUGCUCGGCUCCUUGAACAGUUAUGACGUCAACCAGCCCAACAAGCACGGGACUCCGCCCCUCCUGAUCGCAGCCGGCUGUGGCAACAUCCAGAUCAUCGAGGUGCUGAUAAGAAAAGGUGCAGUGAUCCAGGCCCACGACAAGAGUGGAGCCAAUGCUAUCUACUACGCAGCGAGACAUGGCCAUGUCGAGACCCUGAAAUUCCUUCAUGAAAAGAAAUGCUCUCUGGAUGUCCAAGAUAAGUCUGGAGAGACAGCUCUUCAUGUGGCGGCUCGCUAUGGCAACGUAGAUGUAGUGAGCUACCUGUGCAGCAUCCGGGCCAACCCAGACCUGGCUGACAGGGAGCAGGAGACCCCACUGCAUUGCGCUGCCUGGCACGGAUACUCAGCGGUAGCCCGGGCACUCUGCCAGACCGGCUGCCAUGUGGAUGCAAAGAACCGUGAGGGCGAGAGUCCGCUGCUGACAGCAUCUGCUCGAGGCUUUGUGGACAUCGUGGAGUGCCUGCUGGAGCACAGGGCUGAUCUAGAAGCGACUGACAAGGACGGCCACACAGCCCUCCACCUGGCCGUACGGAGGUGUCAGGUCGAAGUGGUCCGCUGCCUCCUCAGACACCACUGCCACCUGGACCAGCAGGAUCGCCAUGGUAACACGCCGCUGCACAUUGCCUGUAAGGAUGGAAACCUGCCCAUCGUCAUGGCAAUCUGCAGCGCCAAAGCCAGCCUCGACCUCCCCAACAAGUCUGGCAGAACUCCCCUCCACCUGUCUGCUAACAACGGGAGCCUUGAGGUGGUUCGUCAUCUCUGCCUGGCGGGAGCCAACAUCGACGCCGUCACCAACGAUGGAAAGACAGCAGAGGAUUUGGCUUCUACUGAUCAUCACGAACACAUAGUUUCUUUGUUGGGCAAGCUUAAAAAGGACAACCACAAACUGAGCUACAUCCAGCAGCUGCGGCCCACUCAGGCCGUCCAGCCAAGGAUCAAGCUGAAGCUGUUCGGACACUCUGGAGCCGGGAAGAGCACCCUGCUGGAGUCUCUGAAAUGUGGCAUCCUGCGCAGCUUCUUCAGGAGGAAGAGGACACGCAUGACCAACACGGCCCGUCACCCCAACUCCCCCAUCAGCUCCAAACCUGCUGUGUCAGUGAGCAUUUCCAACCUGUACCCGGGCUGUGAGAAUGUGAGCGUGCGGAGUCGCAGCAUGAUGUUCGAGCCCAGCCUAACCAAGGGCGUCCUGGAGGUCUUCUCCCCCGUCCACAGCGCUCUGUCCACAGCUGACGAACAGGCCACAAAGGCCAUCGACAUCCAGCACGCCAACAUCCACGGCGUGGGGGAUUUCAAUGCGUGGGAGUUUUCCGGGAACCCGGUCUACUGUUGCUCCUACGACUACUUUGCAGCCAACGACGUCACAGCGAUCCAUCUGGUCCUGUUCAGCCUGGAGGAGCCGUACGAGACCCAGCUGGGCCACAUCACCUACUGGCUGAACUUGCUGAAAGCCCUCACCCUGCCCAAGGACAACAUCGCUUUCGGAGGUCGGAUCCGGCAGCCCCUUAUGGUCGUCCUGGUGGCGACACAUGCUGACCUCGCUGACGUCCCCAGAGCUUUCUCUGGAGAGUUCAGCUACGACAAGGAGAGAGCACUCCUCAAGGAAGUCAGAAACAGGUUUGGGAACGACCUGCAGAUCAAUGACAAACUGUUUGUGAUGGACGCUGGAGCCUCAAACUCCAAAGACAUGAAGCUGCUGAGGAGCCACCUGCAGGAACUUCGCACCAACAUUGUCUCUAGGUGUAGUCCCAUGACGUUGCUGUCGGAGCGUCUGCUGACCACCCUGCCGACCUGGAGGAAGCUGAGCGGACCCAACCAGCUGACGUCAUGGCAGCAGUUUGUCAGCGACGUCCAGGAGCACAUCAACCCUCUGGUCAGCCAGGAUCACCUCCGCGCACUGGCCCUGCAGCUUCACAGCAUGGGGGAGAUCAACAUCAUGCAGAGCGAGACGGUGCAGGACGUCGUUCUGUUGGAGCCUCGAUGGCUCUGCAGCAACAUCCUCGGCAAACUGCUCUCUGUGGAGACGCCCAAGGCCAUCCACCACUACAGGGGGCGCUACAGGCUGGAGGAGGUGCAGGCUCUGGCCCCUGAAAGUGACGUGGACGAGCUGCUGCAGAUUCUGGAUGCCAUGGACGUCUGCGCCCGGGACGUCACCAACCCCUCCAUGGUGGAUGUUCCCGCCCUCAUCAAGACAAACGGCCUCCACCGCUCCUGGACCGAAGAAGAGGAGGAGGAGUCGCUGAUCUACGGCGGGGUACGACUCGUGCCUGCCGAGCACCACCCCCUUCCCUGUGGCCUGUUCCACAAACUGCAGGUGAACCUGUGUCGUUGGAGCCACCAGCAGAAGCCUGAGGAGGAGGGCGGGGAAGACAUCGACGGAGAUAUCCACCUGUGGACCAACGGAGCCAAGGUGAGCCAAGCGGGGGUGGAGGCCAUGAUCCUGCUGGUCAACCACGGCCAGGGGGUGGAGAUUCAGGUGCGUGGACACGACUCAGAGCGGGCCAAGUGCUACACCCUGUUGGACACCAUCUGCAGCAUAACCGAGAACCUACUGGCCUCCACGCUUCCCGGACUGCUCACAGCCAAAUACUACCUGAGUCCUCAGCAGCUGCGGGAACACCACGCCCCCAUCAUGAUCUACCAACCCAAAGAUUUCUUCCGGGCCCAAGUCCAGCGGGAAACUUCUCUCACCAACACCAUGGGUGGCUACCGGGAGAGCUUCAGCAGCAUCCUGGCUUUCGGCUGCGCUGAAGUUUACCAGCAGGGGACGCUGGGGACAGACAUCCACAUAGCAGACGUCCCGCUGUUGGCUCGCAGGAAGCUGUGCCGUAUGCUGGACCCUCCCGACGCUCUAGGGAAAGACUGGUGCCUGCUGGCCAUGAACCUCGGCCUCACAGAGUUGGUGGCCAAACACAGCAACGGGACUCCAAACGGCACCCCUGAGCUGUACUCAGACCCAGAGUCCCAGCAAGCCGAGCUGCAGCCCAGCCCGACGGCGGCGCUGCUGCAGGAGUGGAGCGGGCGAGCAGGCAGCACGGUCGGUGUGCUGAUGGCCAAACUGAGGGAGCUCGGCCGUCGAGACGCCGCCGACUUCCUCCUCAAAGCUUCUCCUGUUUUCAGGGUCAACAUGGAGGCAGUGGGAGGGGCCGCCAACGGGUACCCCCCCACCUGCAACGGAGGCACGUCGUACAACUCCAUCAGCUCCGUCAUAUCCCGCUGAACCCAACCGGGUGGACUUUCUGUCCUCACCAAGCUUCAGAUAGUCGUCUGGUGUGACAUUUAACCCACAAAAAAAAAAAAAAAAACGAAAAAAAAAAGAAAAACAGAAGAAAAAAAAGACCGUGACAGACUUGCGUGUGAAUCAACAAGUGCAAUCGUUACCAGAGUCCAGCUGCUCGCUCUUCAAUCACUCCAUUAAGUUGGCAUUUGAGCCAGAUGUUGUGUUUGUGCUCUCCACACCUGUACAGCUGACCUUUCCUUCCACUAUGAAUGUUGUGAAAGAACUGAACGUCCUGAGCUCCAAAGAGGAAUCCUGUGCUUUUAUUCUGUUCUUAAUCUCGUUGUGCUGCUUUUUAAUAUCCUCUCCUACUCUACUUUACGCCCAGGUCUCACUCCUGCGACAGCGAACGGUCAGAAGGCUGGGAAAAGCUACAUUUUAUAAUCUCCACGUGAAGGAAUGGACAUGGUUUUAAAAAGAUGGCAGCCACACGUCUGGACCUUUUUUCAUAUCCAUCCUCCAGUAAAAACUGAGGACUUUAGUGUAUCAGUGUACGUGCGGGAGGCUGUCGUCUUAACUCAUUCCAUCGAUCACAGUAUACAAACACACGGUAAUAUCUCCCUCUUUGCUUCUGUUUUACAUUUGGCCGUUCAGCUUAGUGUUUAACAAAUUAACAGCAUUUUUCAGAGUGCCUUUGUGGCCUUCUACCUCCCUAAAGAGCACAAAUAGUCUUGUUAUAAAAACAGUAGUUCUUUCCAAACAUUUGAAGAACUGUGCCUUGUUGACACUAAUAGUAAAAUGAAUUUCAGUCAAGCAGACAGAAAAAAAGGUUAUUAAAGAAAGAACAUGAAAAAAGACAAAUGAAAGCUCAGUUCGUUUUUUCAAAGUUUUGAAAUUUGAAUUUCACCGGCAAAAUAAAAACCAAAAAAAAAACAAAAACCAAACACAGGACUGAAAUCAGAUGAUCAGAUUUCUGCUGUGUUGUGUUUAAACGUUUGGGAGUUGGUCAGGAGAUAAAACGCGAUCAUCCUCUCAUAUUAAAUUCAGUGUGGAGUCGAUGUGACGCUCUGUGGAAGCUGUGGGGUCAAAGGGGAAACAAUUUCAUCCAUUUUCAGCUGGUGCAUCCGUGGGUUUUUACAGCCGAUCACCUCAAAGUAUUAAACCCUCAUUCAUCCAUACAACACCAGUAUUCUUUCAGUUGAUUUGGUUACGCUUUAUUUUACAGGUUCGUUACUACCUAAUAACUUCUCGAAGGUCUCCUGGAAAGAGCGGCGUGGUUUGGUGCUAAUUACAGGAAUAGUCUGAAACUGUUAUUUCAGUUCCUUCAGUUAGAUGUGGGUUUAUUAUUGACUUCCAGAUGAAUUUCAAGGAAGGAAAUUUCUCCAUUUAAACCCCAGCGAAUAAUUUAUAACUAUUCUUCAUUUAUGCUGAAUUGUUUUGGGGUUUUUGUUUUUUGUUGUUAGACACAUUUCACACUUUACAUGUGUAGCUCACUUGCUGUCUCUAAAAUACAAAGAAGGUUGUGCCAGCUUAGUAUUUAGUCAUAAUUGGAAGUGUGACCAGCUGAACAGUCUCUAAUUAUUAUUAUUUAUCAUCAUUUUGUACAUAGUUUUACACACAAAUGAGCGGAAACCUACCAAAUUUUUCAUAGCUGUUUUACAUAUUGUGCUUUAAAUAUAAUUCUAUUUUUUCUCAGUUGUAAUCACAGUUUCAACAAACAAUGCAACAUUUAGACAAAUCAAAGUAUGUUGUUUUGUUUUACUUUCACAUUUCACUCUUUUCUAAACCCAAAGCACCGAACUGAGGAAAAGUAGAGUUAUAUGAAAGCUGACGCGCACUCUGAACAGCAAUGCAGAUGUUAUUUUCUGGUCUUGUUCAUAACGUUUGUUCUCUCCGACUCGACUGAAGUGGUCUUGACUACGGGUUUGGUACUCACGGGGAAAAACAGAGACCACGUUUUGAGACCGGCAUCUGAGUUUAGCCAUCAGCUGGUUGUCGGUUUUUUUUUUUUUUUUUGUUCUUUCCCUGAGAAAUUUUUCUUUAAGACAACUGCUCAAACCUUAGUGACCGGAAAAACUGACAGAGAUCCAGUUCUUGCUUGUAUACAUACUUUGCCUUCUUUCGUGUUCAGACGACCUGCUGGGUACUGAUCAUAACACUUCAUCAGAUUAGAGGCGUAGCGAUUGAACACUCUCCAGAUUUUGCCCACGACUGGCACCAAAAUACGUCGUCCUCUCCAGGAACCUUCAUAAGAAAUGUUACAGUUACCUGCUUUAUCGACUCCUUUCAAAGAAACGUUUGGAAAACUAUGGGACCUGUAGAAUAAAGUGUUGCUAUGAAUGUUUUCACCAUUUCCACAGAGGGAACUGUAGCCAUUUUUUACAGAAAAAAGGGGACUCUCUUUCCUCAAGUACAGUGUCUAUUUGAAGGCGUUGGUCCUUCCAGCAGCUACAUUUAUCCGCGGUAGUGGGUCACACAUCGUUGCUGAGCGUUAAAUGUUAAAAAUGACCUUGGCAGACAGAGCGACGCUGCUAAGCUUCAGUGUCCAACCCCGAGCCCAAACUGCGCACUCAUACUUUGAGGAGUACGUUCCAGAAAAAUAAUAACCUCAAGGAAGAUGAAUUUUGUAACUUGGUUGCUUUUCUACCAAGCUAAAAUGUAAUGUGUUAUAUCUAGAGUCAUCAGUUUUGGUAAACACACCUGACCCCUGCACCUAUUUAAUGCUUCCUCAACAGGUUUUUCUGCAUUAGUGAGCAGUGCUAGGACGUUAACGGUCAAGUCGCCGUCCGCGGCGCCACAGUUUCGCCCAGUGGCAUCGACGCCGCUUCUGUCUGAGCUUCUCUCAGUAUCGCUGUCAGUGUUGGUCGGCCACGCGUGGCCUCGCAUCUCCUUUCAGUUUGUCUUUUUAUAACGCGAAGCUGCAGCCCGGCCCGGUCAGCAGAGGCGGGGGGGGCACGAAGUUAGUAUUGUUAGCUGAAAAAAAAAGCCAAAGGCCGCUGAUGACAGAAAUGUCCUAGAAAGGCAUUUUCACCGUGUGUAAGCUGGUGUGUUAUAAUGUUUGUGACCUAACGUGGACCCAAGAACUGCUCUUCUUUCGGUACAUACGUGUUGAUGUUGGCAAGAAGAGUCUUUUAAUUCCUUAAAAAAGUUUAACUUUGUGGAUGUGAAGGGCCUUUUUCAGGGCACAGUGUCAGAGUUUGACAGAAACAAACGAGCUCUGUGCCAGUGUUUCCUGUCCGCUUUACUUCCUCCAGUCUCCAGUGUUACCAUCUGUUCACAGAGAUAAAACGAGACUUUAAAGACUAUUGCAAAUACUCUACUUCUCCCGCUACUGUCGUCUCAGCCUGAACUUGCCAAUUGACACAGCAGACUCGAAGCUGUGAUGUAAAUACUCGAGGCCCGUGUCUUUGACUUCAUCCUCUCUGUUCUGUGAGUUUUCAGCUCUUCUUUUUUUUUCUUCUUUUUUUUUGCCCAAAUAUGAUAAUUACAACAAGGCAAAAUGAAUGUACCACACAUUUCUCCUAAGAAGCGAAAACAAUAACGACAAAAACCCCCAACAUGUGUACAAAAACAUGAAGAAAUGAAAUGUCCCAAACUGGUCAUUAUUUUUCUUGCUUUAUUGAAGCUCCUGUUGAAGUUGUGUAUAAUCAUUGCCAAUGUUGUGUGCCUAAAACACGCUCACAUUCAUUCCUGUGUUGUUGCCUUGUUACAGUAUACAAGCUGAGAAGUGAGAUUUCAGAAACUGUCUGUUUCUCCUGUCUUGUCUUGUUUUGUUUUGUUCGGUAAAAGCUGAAAAUCACCAUGAUCUUAUCGAGUUUGCCUCCAGACCGAAAACGCUCGGACCUAAAGGUGUCCUCAAAAAAAAGGUUUUUCUGUGUGUUUCUGUUGGACGAGGAAGGAGGGACUCGACGUUACUCCUGAGUGAAUCCCCCCCCCCCUCGGAGACUCCGGUCUAAUCGCCACAUUGCACAAGUCUCUUUGUCGCUAUUUAUGUUACAUUCUUUAAGCAUGUCCUGGAAUGCCAUGUUCUUAGUACUUCUGACACUUUAUAGUGUAAUACAUUUUAUAAUAAAUUCUUUACCUAAUAUGAUCGUCUCUGUUCUACUUGAGGAGACACCCUCGGACAUAUUAAAGGUUCCUGAGGAAGCAAGAUACUCCUUACGUUAGUAUUAACAGGUUAACGAGAUCCUCAUGAA
Xiphias gladius (swordfish) is the source of this 8553-nucleotide messenger RNA. It is a transcript of the gene dapk1, whose product is annotated as death-associated protein kinase 1. NCBI's taxonomy places the organism in Eukaryota, Metazoa, Chordata, Actinopteri, Istiophoriformes, Xiphiidae. Gene Ontology annotation, molecular function: ATP binding; protein binding; protein serine/threonine kinase activity. Gene Ontology annotation, biological process: intracellular signal transduction; positive regulation of apoptotic process; protein phosphorylation. The record is from RefSeq and is a predicted model, not a curated record. Gene Ontology annotation, cellular component: cytoplasm; nucleus.